Molecule: messenger RNA, 494 nt
Organism: Aethina tumida (small hive beetle)
Lineage: Eukaryota; Metazoa; Arthropoda; Insecta; Coleoptera; Nitidulidae
Product: general odorant-binding protein 83a-like
Exons: 7
Coding region: 29-439 (136 amino acids)
Molecular function (GO): odorant binding
Source: RefSeq, a predicted model, not a curated record
CGUAGUGAUUAAAUGUGUAGUUUUCAAAAUGUACGCGAAAUCUGUUAUAAUAUUGCUAUUCAUAAGUGUUAUUUAUGCCAAAUUAGAAUUAGAGUCCCUUCCGGAUAAAACUAAAGAUUAUAUUGUUAAUCUACGUGAUACAUGCACUGAUGAAUCUGGAGUUGAAUCUGCACUAAUAGAUGCAGCCAAACAGGGUCAAAUCAGUGAUGACGAAAAUUUGAAGUGUUAUGCUAAAUGUGUUUUGACCGAAAGUUCCCUUAUGGAUGAUAAGGGACAAAUAAAUACAACAGUUUUGGACGACCUUCUUCCGGAAGAUGUGAGAAUGAAUGUAAAAGCAACUUUAGAAUCAUGUGGAUUAUUGGCAGAUCAAGAUGAUUUAUGUGAAAGAGCUCACAAUAUAUCUAAAUGUUCCUUUAGAGAGCAACUUGUAUACAUUUAAAACGAUAAUCCACAUUAUCAUAAUUAGUAUAUUAAAGUAGUGAUGCAUUAAACAA